AUGUCUGCCCCAGAAAAGGACCCUUUCUAUCUGAGAUACUACACUGGCCAUUCAGGCAAGCAUGGCCACGAAUUCCUCGAGUUCGAGUAUUCGCAUGGUCGCCUUCGCUAUGCUAAUAACUCGAACUACCGGAAUGACAGUCUGAUUCGCAAAGAAAUGUGGGUUGGACCGUUGGUGGUGAAGGAGCUGAAACGCAUCGUCGAAUCCAGCGAGAUCACCAAGGAAGACGAUACAAACUGGCCAAAAAAGAACAUCGUUGGAAAACAAGAGCUGGAGAUUCGAGUCGGAAACGACCACAUCGCUUUCGAGACGGCUAAAAUCGGUUCGUUGGUUGAUAUCCAGGACAGCGAAGAUCCUGAGGGCCUAAGGGUGUUCUACUACCUUGUUCAAGACCUCAAAUGUCUCAUAUUUUCUCUGAUCUCUCUGCACUUCAAAAUCAAGCCUAUCUAG
Messenger RNA from Pleurotus ostreatus (oyster mushroom), 450 nucleotides. RefSeq lists its product as uncharacterized. NCBI's taxonomy places the organism in Eukaryota, Fungi, Basidiomycota, Agaricomycetes, Agaricales, Pleurotaceae. The transcript is spliced from 7 exons. Gene Ontology annotation, cellular component: exon-exon junction complex; nucleus. Gene Ontology annotation, biological process: RNA splicing. The record is from RefSeq and is a predicted model, not a curated record. Bases 1 to 450 code for a protein of 149 amino acids.